This is a messenger RNA of Colletotrichum navitas, 1096 nucleotides long. RefSeq lists its product as uncharacterized. Lineage: Eukaryota; Fungi; Ascomycota; Sordariomycetes; Glomerellales; Glomerellaceae. The record is from RefSeq and is a predicted model, not a curated record. The transcript is spliced from 2 exons. The coding region runs from base 125 to 712 and encodes 195 amino acids.
CAGUCACAUAACCGUUCACCAGCUUGUUGGUUGGGCCAUGAGUUGUUGUGUUGUGCUGACAACCUUGUAUUGCACUGAAGGGGUGCCCUAGGGGGGCCCAAAGCAGAAAGAUGCGUUCAAGUCAAUGUAUGCGCGCGCUCGCGCACGUCGGCUGGUGCAAGUGCAAGUGCAAGUGCAGAGGAUGUCAUAUGUAUUGAUGUGGCACUCGUGUUGGCCAUCACUGCUGCUGCUGCGUGUGGGAGAAGAAGAGGGAGAGGGAGAGAAAGAAGCGGUGUCAGUGUACCAAUCCUCGGAAUACAAGAAGCUGUCGAGUUACCCAGAUCCCUUGACGCAGGAACAGGCUUUAGUUUCGUCACAGUCCCCCCCCCCCCCUCUUUUUCCCACUGAUGUCCGUUACAUCUCGCUGCAGCUGGCUCAUUUCUUCGUUUCCGGCACCCUCUCCCUCUCGCAAAGAAGGGCUCGCUCUUGCGUGGGUCCCCUUCUCCAUAAAAGUCAGUUGUACUGGGCGGCCUUAUUCCCUGGAUGCCAUCAGCGAGUGCUUCUAUCGACUUGCAGCCGCCUGCACCGCUGCCAUCACUUCGUUUCGUUUCCCGGUCCAGACUGCACACCCACGCACACACUCUUAAAUUGCCCGCUUCUCAAUCCUGCCACAUCUAGUUCCCUUUCCAUGUUUCAUGAAUCACCAGCAUCAUUUCAUAGCUUGAUCUGUUGAUCGCUUGUCAACGCAUGUUUCGUCAAAGCUGACUUGCCAAAGUUCAUCGAAAGGAAGACUGCCACAGAGGCAAGGCGGUUCUACUGACUUACGACUCCUGCUCCCGGCUCUUGACAGUCUCCAUCAAGCGCUUCCUGGCUGAUGUUCCGGUUCCGUCUCUCACCGGGGAAUCAUCUGUUCAGCCAUCUCGCUCUCUCGUCUUGAACAGCGACCUCCAUCAAAGCCCACCCGUCUCACAAUCCGCAUAUUGUCUGUAUGGUAACAAUGUCUCAAAACAGCGGGACCCCGGAUACCUCGUCGCAUUACUCUGAUCACGGCCGCGUUUAUGAAGGGUUUCGGCGAGGAAGAUAUCUGCUUCCAAUCGAUGAGGCAAGUUGCUCUUAG